Octopus bimaculoides (California two-spot octopus) is the source of this 1993-nucleotide messenger RNA. Its product is annotated as vesicle-trafficking protein SEC22a. Gene Ontology annotation, biological process: endoplasmic reticulum to Golgi vesicle-mediated transport; retrograde vesicle-mediated transport, Golgi to endoplasmic reticulum. NCBI's taxonomy places the organism in Eukaryota, Metazoa, Mollusca, Cephalopoda, Octopoda, Octopodidae. Gene Ontology annotation, molecular function: SNAP receptor activity. The record is from RefSeq and is a predicted model, not a curated record.
GCAGCAUAAGUAGCAAACCGGAUAUUAUUCUCGACAAAACUUCCGGUUUGAUACGUUGUCCGAAAAAAAAAAAGAAAAACCUUGUCACGAACAUAUGUUUAGAAAGAGAGACGGGGAGAGAUCGACAGAGAAGGCCGGAGAGACGGAUGUAUUUAUGAUAUGAGACAUUAGCUGACUUAGUCUUGCCUACAGCAACUCAAAGACAGAGGCGAAAGCAGAUACCAUGUUUAUCUACCAGACUAUGAUCAGCCGGACAAGCGAUGGCCUUCCUCUCUCUGCCAGUACUGACCGCAUAUCGCCCAGUAGUCAAUCUAAAAUCAACUUGCAAGAAGGCUUUCAACAGUUGAAGCUGGUUUGCAAACGAGCAACGCAUUUUGCUGAUAGGUGCAGCUACAUUGUAGGACCGCUUGCCAUAUAUUUUAUUUCAGCUUUAAAUAUAACCUAUUCUGUAUUGUGUGAUGUCUCUUAUCCCUCUGUCUUGGCCUUCUCCUUCCUCAACGAUGUCCAGAGGGAAUUUCUGUUGGAUUAUGACAAAAGCAAAGUUGAUGCUGCACUCAGGCCAUAUUCAUUAAUAGCUUUCGGUAAGUGCAAACACAUUGUUGUUCUUCUCAUUGUCAUUGUGGUCACCCUCAUUGCAGUUGUCAUCUUCAGCAUAUUUUUGUUGUUAAACCCCUCUGGAAUUGGUGGGCGUUACAUUCCCUUGGGUGUUUCCGGUUGUUCCGCUCUCUUUAUGUCAGCUCUGUGCAGUGCCCUGCAUCUACUCCAUGGAUUUAAUGUGCUUGGUACAGGAGUUGUAGAUGUCUAUGAUGAAGAUUUCACACAAUACGCAGCUGCAUUUUUUAUAUCUUUUGUUUUAACAGGUUUCCAGAUUUACCUAAUGUUAGUUCCAGUAAAGAAGAAGACUGCCUUGGCUGGAGCAACUCUUGCCAGUAUUUGUUUAUGUCAACUAUACGUCUGGGAGUACAAGAACAGUAUUGUUGCUAUAUUAUUCUAUGUGGCUGUAGCUUCGUUCACAACAUUUAUUAUCUGUACACGGAGGCUUGAAGAGAAACAGAAACAAUACAUGCUGUAGAAUGUGUUGGCAUGCAAUAUAGAUUGUACACAUUAUAUAUGUACAUGUUUAAAUUAUAUAUACAUAGUUGCAUAUAUAUUUGUGUGUGUGUGUGUGCAUGUGAAUAUAUAUAUCAUCAUUUGGGACAUGGAUGUUAAAGGAUGAAACAUGAUGCCAAUGAUAUAUAUUCUCAUGCACGUACACAUAUAUGUAAACAUAUAUAUAUAUUCACACAUAUUGAGUUGACUGUGUGUAUAUAUAUAUAUAUAUAUAUAUAUAUUGAGUUGACUGUGUAUGUAUGUAUAUAUAUAUACAUAUAUAUAUGUAUAGUGUGUGUGUAAAAAUGUAUAUUUAAAAAUGUGUGUGUGUAAAUAUAUAUAUGCACAUGUAUGUAACAUAUAUGUGUAUAUAUGUAUAUGUAAACAUGUAUAAUUGUCUGUAUACAUACAUAUAUAUAUGUGUGUGUGUGUGUGCAUGUGUGAAAUAUAUUUUUAUUCAACUUUUCAGCUCAUCUCUCAUUACAAAAACAAAAAAAAUAAAUCAUUUUGAAUCAAAGACAAACAUCGUCACAUAACAAAGACUCACUUUUAUCGAAUGAGACACCAAAUUACUUUUCGAAAAACUUUCAUUGUCCGUUCUAACUCAGUGCCUAUAUUAUCAUGUUAUCAUGAGCACAUAUACAAACGUUUGUGCGUGUGUGGCAGCCACCAGCAAUGUGGUUAAAGAGAUGUCCACCUGACCAAGUUUGCGACCUCUUUCUUUCAAUGUUUUUUUGCUGGGACCCCACUUCAUCUAAAUCUGCUACUUCCAAUUUUCUCCUCUCCAAUUUUUUUUUUUUUUUUGUUCCCUACCAUUUCAUCUCUCAUACAGCUGUGGUAUCGUCACUCCAAAAGAAACCUUCCUGUCUUUGAAAUAAACUCAAUAUAUUCUCUGUCAACAGAA